This is a messenger RNA of Glycine soja, 1143 nucleotides long. RefSeq lists its product as uncharacterized. NCBI's taxonomy places the organism in Eukaryota, Viridiplantae, Streptophyta, Magnoliopsida, Fabales, Fabaceae. The record is from RefSeq and is a predicted model, not a curated record. The transcript is spliced from 3 exons. The coding region runs from base 143 to 1000 and encodes 285 amino acids.
UACAAAUAGGGUUUUCUAGUUUAGGGUUAUUGUUCUCUUCUUCUCCGUUUGCCGAAGAAGUGAGUUUGUGUGGAGAAGUUGUGGGUUCUCCUUGUUGCCUCCCUUUGCACUGUUCUUUGAUAUUUCGCUCUUUCGUGGUUUAAUGGAAGAGGAAGUUAAUUCACACACAAAAAUGGAAAAUGAGGUUAAGAAGGAUAAUAAACAAAUCACUAUUCUUACAAAGGGUGCAUGGAGGUACCUUAAGAAAGAGUUAAAUAUGAAAUUAGGCAAGGAGUACACACCUAACUUAUUUAAGAAAAAAUCCAAUCAAUUGGAAGGAAAAUGGAAUGAUCUUACUUCACUGCUGAAAAUGGAGACUGAACUAGGAGACAAGUCAAGUACUAGACGAAUUAUUGCCAUAAAUGAUCAAUGGAACAAAUUAUGUGAGAAAUAUACAUUUGCAAAGCAAUUUAAAAAGGAAGAAUGCUUGCAUUAUGAUAAAUUAUGUGUUGUUUUUUGGGACAAAACUCCCUCUAGUGCAAAUCAACAUCCCUCUACCAAAAGUCCUUCAAUUAAUGAUGAUGAUGAUAAUGAAGAAGACACUAAUUUUGAUCAAGAGGGAGAUGUUCAUCAGCCAAAAAGGAAAACAAUUGUUCAUGUUAGUGAGGAUAAGAAGAAACUGAAAGCAAGAAAAAGUGAUCAAAUGACAUUUGCUAAUGCUUUGACAAAUUUUGGAGAAACUCAAAAUAAGCUUGAAAUUUUGGAAAAGAUGAGUGCGGAUCAUGUCACAACAUCAACUUUUAGUGUUACAGGGGAAGUAAAUGGACAAAAGUCACAAAACAAUAAGCAAGAUAAGGAAUCCAUAUUGGCUUGUGUAAGGAUUCUUCAAGGACUUCAAGGCAUUGAUGGUGCUUCUUUUACAAAAGCAUUAAAGUUAUUGAAAGAAGAUGCUUUAUGGAGAUGUGUGUUUUUGGCAUUAUCUGAUGAGCGAAAGAAAGAUUGGGCCCUCAAUCUUCCUUAGUAGAUUUUACUAUUUAUUAUUCUAAUUGAUUUAUCUAAGCUUGUUGGAUCUUUCAAUAUUCUAGUUAACUUUUAAGUUUGUGUUUGAAUUAUGACAUUUUGUUUUUUUUUUUAUAUUUGCUUUCAUGAACUUGAUUGCAUGGA